UGUGGCCGGCCCCGCGGCGAGACAACCUCGGUGCGAGCGCUCGCUGUUAGGUCACGUAGAGCGAAGAUGGUGGACAAGUGGAAGGGGCAGCGGGCGAGCUCGGGAGCUCUUCCCGCGGCAUUGUCAGUGGAAAGAGUUACUGUUGCCCUGCUCUUUUCAAGUCUGCUAUUUCUCCUGACAGGUGCCUAUGAACGGCGACCGCUCCAAGUCGUGCCUCGAGGAAUAGAGUCUGUCAAUGGAUCUACUGUGAACAUGGGUUGUCCAGAAGAACUAGAAAACAUUACUAGUACUAACAAGGCCUGUGGUCCUUUGUGUGACCCUUCCGCCGGCUAUAUGGUUGACGGUGUAUCUCCUAUUCUCAACACAAGUACAUCUAACUGGGCAUCACAUCUGGUGACAAUAAGGAAGAAUGGACACAUUCGUGGUGUUGUCGUGUACGAUCAUGUGCUGCUAACUUUCUGUUUGACACACCGGUGUCGCCAAUGUUUGUUGAGUUGGACUUUGUCCGCUGUCCUGAAUGGCAGAUUGGUGCUCCGGGCAUUGACGUGUAUUCUUCCAACGAUACAAAUCUGGUUUUUGAUUUGAACAGGCCACUGCGUGGAUACUGGCCACCCGUAUCUUCUACUGUCUAUAAAACCUCCUGUGAUUCUCUCUCUACGGUCCAGGUGCGUCUUACGAAACGGGCAUUUCACAUCGUGUGGUUCGUAAUAGUGAGCUUUGCCAAUGAGCCGGACAUCGAGUGGGUGGACAUAGGAGAGGUCAGAUUCCUGAAUGUAUCCGAGGCAGAGAACGGCUCUUUGUUUUGCAAUGACACCCUGCCGAUGAGUAGUUCGAUCCUGGCCCCUUCGUCAUCUUCAACUGUCUCCCCCUUCACCUCGCUGACUGCGACACCGUCACCAAGUCUAAGAGUUAGUAGCAGUGCAAUAUCACCGACUGAGACUGUGACUACCAUUAGAGAACCUCCUUCUUCUUCAAGUAUCAAAACUCCAGGGAAAUAUCCGUUGCCUCCGGGUGUUGGAGAUCCAAUCAUGACCAGCCUACCCUCCCCUUCCUCUCCAUUACCGCUAGACUUGAUUUUCAUAGCCGUAGCUGCAGCUAUGGUACUGGCCCUCGGACUGUUGUUCGCCGUACUGUGCUUUAUCUCCUUCCGCUAUCGCUCAAAAAUCCGUCGAAGCAGGGUUGGUGGUACACCAGACGAGCACGAUUUCCAGUCCUUACCCUUACCCCCAACCCCCACCGAUUCCCCGACCAGCAGCAACAUACUAAUGUCUAGCAGCAACCAGCUAAUGUCUGGUACAAAUCCUCUACUACUGUCUGAAGACAGUUCGUCGUCUCUUCCCUAUUACGACCGACAGUCUGGUCUCUAUGAGCAUAUUCCAGCCGAACAUAUGUUGCCCCUAUUGAACGAAAGCAAAGUGCCAAGCUGCAUAGAUAUUCCCGUACACUCUGAGACCGCCUCCGUUGCUUUCUCAGUGUCGAGUACAGGGUUCUUGGAUGCCGCGAAUGGCUGUGACGGUGAGCCACAGGUACCUAGUACCAUUGACCGUGAAACGUUGGAGCCUCAAGACACCUACGAUCCUCAAGACACCUACAUUGACAUGAAGUCUUCGUUCCAUACAGCUUCUGGUGACAUUGAACAGAUCCUUAGCCGGCGCAUUGUCGUCAAUGAAGGCAUAUACAGUGAACGGAUCGAUCCGUCGGAUUUCGCUAGUCACGGUGGUGGGCAAGGGUUGGACACUAUUGAAGAUUUUGAGUUUUUAGCUCCCGUUUACCCCACCCUCAGCACACUUCCAGAAGGAUUCAGACCCAUCAUCGAGGUCUCGGGCGAUAACAUCAAGGAGAUAAGCCAGCUGCGGAUCGGACAGUUUGGGAAGACGAUUCAAGCCAACACUCUCAACCUAAGCCUCAAGUCCAUUGGUCUGAGUAAAACAGACGACAACCGGGACCUAGCCCUCCUCGUAGCCGUCAAAAGGUUUUGUCCCCAUCCCUCUCAAUUCCACGUCGAACUGGAGGCCUUCAACAGAGAGACGAAGUUUCUUUCACAGCUGAAGCACCCCAAUGUCCUGCGGUUCCUUGGGGUGUGCUACUUCAACCCCGUGUUCAUCAUGAUGGAGUAUAUGGAGGAAGGCGAUCUGAACAGUUUCCUGCUGAAUUAUUCCGAGAUCGUUCCCAUCGUCACUCCGUCUAGCAAGAAUCAAGUCACCACUUCCCACGCUGGUGUACGUUGCGUCACAGAUCGCCAAUGCCAUGCGCUACCUCGCGAGUUUGAACUUCAUCCAUCGCGAUCUGGCCACUCGCAACUGCUACAUCGGAGCCAACACGGUCGUCAAAGUCGGCGAUUUGGGCGUGGACAUGAGCCGCUACAGGUCCCACUACUACCCAAUCCAAGGGAAAACGCUGCUCCCCAUUCGCUGGAUGGCCACCGAGUGUUUCAGCGGGAAAUUCUCGGAGAAGUCAGACGUGUGGGCAUUUGGUGUGACCAUGUGGGAGAUGUUCACUCUGGCCAAGCAGCUGCCGUAUGGCUACCUCGCCGACGAAGAGGUGGUUGGGGAGGUGAUCCAGAAUUCCUUGGGCGAGCAAUCCUGCCAGCUCCUUUCAAAGCCUGCGGCCUGUACCCAGCCCGUCUUCGAUAUCAUUCAAUGUUGCUGGGUACACAACAUGAAGCAGCGAGCAACUUUUUCCGAGCUUCACAAGUUACUUCAAAUGCAUUUGUAAACGGGUCGAGUGUUUUUUUGCCUGUAUUUAUGUUUUGUGACGGAGCUGUUUGUGAUCCCCCAAUCUUUGUACUAAUUAUACAGAAAACAAAUUAUUAUGUAUAGAAUUCCAUCAUUCCCCAUUUGUUGUUGUAAGUAUUGUACACAUUUUGAGUCUG
This is a messenger RNA of Geodia barretti, 2872 nucleotides long. The record is from the annotation of a GenBank genome assembly. Lineage: Eukaryota; Metazoa; Porifera; Demospongiae; Tetractinellida; Geodiidae.